CAUACUGCCGGCAUUUACUCGAUUUUCAUAGCAAAUACCACGUAAGAUUACAAUUACACACUCAUCCAUUGGUCCCAAUCACUCAAAUUAUGCACCGUGCAAUAAGCCAGCAGUUAGCGAUAUUAGCGGCAUUAGCUUUAAGCGUGAGUUGGUGUGCCGCCGAUGUUCCACGUCCCCGCGGAGUUUCGCUCAUAAAGGCACCGCUAUAUCAGCCCCGAGCUGGCGACAAUAGCUGGACCUGCUUGGAUGGCAGCAAAACGAUUCCCUUUGUUCAGGUAAACGAUGACUACUGCGACUGUCCGGACGGGAGCGAUGAGCCGGGCACAUCAGCGUGUGCGCAGGGCCAAUUCCACUGCCUCAACAAAGGUCACGAGUCGGUGGACAUUCCCAGUUCGCGCGUCCAGGAUGGCGUCUGUGACUGCUGCGACGGCAGCGAUGAGUCACAGGUGGUUGGGUGUGCAAACACCUGUGCAGAGUUGGGCGCUGCAGCUGCCAUACAGCGCAGAAAUCAAGCAGAGCUCCACAAGCAGGGCGCCGAAAAGCGGCAGGAGAUGAUAACACGAGGCAGACAGCUGAGAGCAGAUAGAGAAACCCGCCGCCUGGAGCUGGAGCGACGCAUUAAGGAUCAGGAGGCUCUGAAGUCUGAGAAACAGCAGAUCAAGAUCAACGCCGAGGCCUUGGAGAGCGAUGCUCUGGAGGUCUUCAAGGAGCAACAACGGGAGCUGGAUGCCGAUACCGUCCAGGCCGAAGAGGAGCCCCAGCAAAUGCGCCAGGAAGCAUCGCUCAGUUUUGGUGUGUACGAUAUCAACAAAGAUGGCUUCGUGGAGGUCACCGAGCUGAUGGUGGACAUCAAUCUCGACCGCGAUCGCAAUGGCGUUGUCACCGUGGAGGAGGCCAAAUACUUCUUGGAUGAGCGAGAGCGUGUGGAUUUAGAUGCCUUCGUCACCCUGGCCUGGCCACGCAUCAAGCCCUUGAAAAUGCUGGCCGAGGGUCUGUUCCAGCCCCCACAUGCGGAUGAGCAGGUUCCACCAGUCGGAGAAGUGCCAGUUAAGGCGAAUACUGAAGGAGUCCAGCAAUCGCAACCACAGCCCACCGAAGAACAAAUCGACAUGGAAGCUAGUGAGGCUGACGAAGAAGGCGACGAAGACCAGUACGAUGACGAGGAGGGAGAUGUGGGUGUGGGCGAAGCCUCGCCGGAAAUUGAAGCUCCUGCACCGCCCGUCUACGACCCAGAGACGCAGCGUCUCGUCGAACAGGCCAACGAGGCCCGCAAUGCUUUGGAGGAGGUCGAGCGCAACAUACGCGAGAUCGAACAGGAAGUGAAGGAGAUCGAUGAGCAGAGUGCCAAGGACUAUGGCCAGCAAGAAGAAUGGGCAGUGCUGGACGGCGAAUGCUACAACUUUGAGGAUCGUGAAUACGUGUACACUCUGUGUCCGUUUGACAGGGCCUCGCAGAAGCCGAAAAACGGUGGAGCCGAGACCACGCUCGGUCGCUGGGAGCAAUGGAUUGGCGAGGGAUACAAGUACUCAAAGCAGAAGUACGGCAAUGGUGCCGCCUGCUGGAACGGCCCCCAGCGGUCGGCCAUUAUCAACAUUAGCUGCGCCCUGGAGCCACGUAUCACAUCUGUCGGCGAGCCCAAUCGCUGCGAGUACUACUUUGAGUUUGAGACACCAGCCGCCUGCGGUAGCGAAGCUCAACAGGCGGAGAGCGUUCACGACGAACUUUGAGAAUACGAUGGAACGGUAAUGUGUGGAUAGCACGAAGAGAUUCGGUUUUUGAGGCGGAUUGUAUUUUAGUUGUAGUGAGCCGAGUUGAAACUUUUGAAAUAUCAAAUUUGUCGCGAUCAUUCCCAUGCUGAAAGUAGCGAGGGCGGCCAAGGCGCGAGCGAACAUCAUUAAGAAAUAUAGUGAAAUCAUUCAAUCUAUGCAUUUAAGCAAAACUUUAGAAAA
Molecule: messenger RNA, 1949 nt
Organism: Drosophila subobscura
Lineage: Eukaryota; Metazoa; Arthropoda; Insecta; Diptera; Drosophilidae
Gene: GCS2beta
Product: glucosidase 2 subunit beta
Exons: 2
Coding region: 90-1727 (545 amino acids)
Biological process (GO): N-glycan processing
Cellular component (GO): glucosidase II complex
Molecular function (GO): protein binding
Source: RefSeq, a predicted model, not a curated record